This is a messenger RNA of Guillardia theta CCMP2712, 930 nucleotides long. RefSeq lists its product as hypothetical. The coding region runs from base 1 to 930 and encodes 309 amino acids. The transcript has 4 exons. Lineage: Eukaryota; Cryptophyceae; Pyrenomonadales; Geminigeraceae. The record is from RefSeq and is a predicted model, not a curated record. Gene Ontology annotation, biological process: DNA repair. Gene Ontology annotation, cellular component: nucleus; Smc5-Smc6 complex.
AUGAGCGACGGCCAUCGCAGCGCCUUAAGGACAAGGAAUGCAGUACGAGAACAGCUUCGCAAAUACGAUGAACUUGAUGAGGAGAUCAAAGCAAACAGCCAUGUGAUCACGAAUGCGAGAGAAGAACAGGGAGGGAGAAUCCUCCUCAACUUUGUAGAGAGGAGCAAUGCGCAGCUUGCGGAUGUGCAACAUCCGGUGGCGAUGUCGAAAGAAGCAGAAUGCUUCAAUCGUAUGAUCAAGUGUGGAGUUGAUCGCGCGAAGAAUGCGGACACGGAGGGAGGUCGUUUUAGCACCAAGCAGUUUGUAAUCAACACAGUGGAGAUGUACAGCGUUCGCUCUUUGAAUCCCUCGCAAGAAGAUGACGUGGACAUCGACUGGAGCAAGAUGGACCGACAUGCUGCUGCCUUCUGCGACUAUACACCUAGCAUUCACUUCAUGUCACACCCGCUUGGCAAGGACAUCCAACCCAAAGUGAGAAAGCAAGCUGUGAGGCAGAAGAGGCGACAGGUGGAGGAGACCACUCCUUUGACAGGCUCAGAUGCAAACAGCGACAAACGAAACAGUGAAAAGAGACAGCGACAAAUCAGGAGCAAGAUUGAGUCGUGGAGUCGGGAUUUCACAAUGAGAUUUGCUGAACUUUUCUUCAACCCUGACUCAUUCGGGGAGACAAUUGAAAAUCUCUUCGACUGCUCAGCCCUGGUGAAUCAAAACAUUCUAGCCCUCGAAAAGGAUCCGGCGCAAGGUCACAUCAUUGCAAAGAAGGUCGAUCAACACAGCGCGGCGUCUGAGAAUCAAGAGCCACGUCGGCAUGUGCUUAAGUUCGACAUGCAAGAGUUUGAGCGACUGAGGGCAGAGUUCCGGGGGAAGAAACCGUACUUCGUCUUCGACCCCGACCUUAACGACACCCAGCAGCAGCUGCACGUGAAGUGA